AUGGCUGCGCUGGGUCUGGACGAUGAUGAGCUCAAGUCGGUGGAACAGAUCCUCUCGCGGCUGGCGCAGCUAUCGAACAGCAUCGGGAGCUUGAAGAUGGACGUGAUGAAGAGCCACCCACUCCCUCAUCCGGACUCGCUGCACGCCUCGGCGCAGAUCCUCCACCGCAACCUCGCGACGGUCCUCGAGUGCCUGAGCGAGAACGCGGAGCUCUUCACGCGCAUCGCGAUCCACCCGUCGACCAACUUCCCCGGCCGCGCGCAGGAGGGCGUGCUGACGCAGCUGCUGCGCAAGAAGCUCGAGCCCGACGUGGAGGAGCUGGUGGAGCAGGGCCGCGAGACGGCGCGGCGGGCGACGCCCGAGGGGCUCGCGGCGCUGCAGGCCAUCUGGGACGAGCUGCGCGCGUGGACGCAGACACGCAUCGCCGACUACGUGCGCGACGAGGCGGGCGACGCCUACACCAAGGAGGAGCGGGCGCAGGGCACCGAGACUGUGCGGACGGGCUUGCGGCGGGAUAUCGAGGAUGAGGACGAGGACGAGGACGAGGAGGACGAGGACGAGGAUGAAGACGGGGGCGGGAUGAUUGGCACUGCGACUGCGGCGGCGGCACCAGCGGGCAGUAACGACGCGCCCCUCCCGCCGGCGCAAGGACCGGAGAUUGAGACGCUACUGUGGUUUGGCGCGCGCGGUGACUUUGAGCUCCCGCGGAAUGUAGAGUACGAGCGCAAGGGAGCGGUGCUCAAGCGAGGCUUGGAGGGCAUCAAUAUCCCGCCGGAGCGGAUGGAUGGCGUGCUGCAGGCGGGCGGUUCCGCUGCGCAGCCGAUGCAACUGUAA
Messenger RNA from Akanthomyces muscarius, 834 nucleotides. RefSeq lists its product as uncharacterized. The record is from RefSeq and is a predicted model, not a curated record. Bases 1 to 834 code for a protein of 277 amino acids. Gene Ontology annotation, cellular component: core mediator complex; mediator complex. Lineage: Eukaryota; Fungi; Ascomycota; Sordariomycetes; Hypocreales; Cordycipitaceae. Gene Ontology annotation, biological process: regulation of transcription by RNA polymerase II. The transcript has 2 exons. Gene Ontology annotation, molecular function: transcription coregulator activity; RNA polymerase II cis-regulatory region sequence-specific DNA binding.